Osmerus eperlanus (European smelt) is the source of this 4121-nucleotide messenger RNA. Its product is annotated as neuron navigator 2-like. Gene Ontology annotation, biological process: neurogenesis; nervous system development. NCBI's taxonomy places the organism in Eukaryota, Metazoa, Chordata, Actinopteri, Osmeriformes, Osmeridae. The record is from RefSeq and is a predicted model, not a curated record. The transcript has 16 exons. The coding region runs from base 771 to 4121 and encodes 1116 amino acids. Gene Ontology annotation, molecular function: protein binding.
AGGAGGUGAUGCCACAGCACUGGAAUUGGAGUUCACCAGCAGUCAAAGAGAGACACAGCUAUUACCUGUAUGUCAGCCUACCUGUCUGUCUGUCUGUCUGCCUUCCUGCCUGCCUUUCCGCCUUCCUGUCUGCUUGUCACUCUGCUAAUCUUUUGGGGGGGACGGAGCAGAGCUGAGUGAGUGGCAGAGCAGAGCAGACAUGCACAGCUUCUCAGGAGCAUGGAGAGCAAGUUUUUUCCUUUCCUGAUAUUUUCUUCAUCCAUCCAUUCAUUUCAUACGCUCGUUCUACCUGGACUUCCACUGUGUGCAGAGGAUCUAUGAAGCUUACCCCUAAAGGAACAUCCCUACAUUCUUCUAAACUACUCUGGUUCCACCGUUCUACCUGUCUGAAGCAGGAACACCUGGCAGGAGGAUUCCAGGGGAACUGGCAGUCUUGUUAGAAUGCUUAGGGGGGUGAACUGGCAGCCAGACACACAACACCGCUUUCAUCCCUGGAACUACUUGGGGACUUCCUGGAUCCUGUGUGUGUGUGUGUGAGUAUGUGAGGGAGAGAGAGAGAAAAGUGUUUUUCUUGCUCUGUGUAUUCACAUGUGUGUGUGUGUGUACGCCAGCUGUGGAACGUCUGUGUAUGGGUGUUCCCUAGUUUUUUGCCAACCUUAAAGAAACGGGGGAAUAGAGGGAGAGAGAGAACAACACUGCCUGUGUGUGACAGUGUAUGUGAGCUUGUGUGGAGUCGUUUCUUAAACGGGGCGGGAGAGUGAGAGCAGAAGAUGCCAGCCAUUCUGGGGGUCUCCAAGAUGAAGUCGGGACUUCCCAAGCCCAGACCCGUCCACAGCACCCUGCCCACCCCUCAGAAGAACGCUGCUGUUGCCUGCACAGACAGGUCCCACAGACCCAGCCAGCCCAGCCUCAUCCCCCUCAAAGCCCCUAUUACUAAACCCCCCCUUAAAGCCCCCCUCAGACCUGGGCAUGGGCAUAGGCAGGGGCAGGGCGAGGGGCCACAGUCUAAAAAGACAACCAGGAACGGAGAGGACCCUCAGAUCUACACAGAUUGGGCCAAUCACUACCUGUCCAGGUCUGGUCACAAGCGCUUGGUGAGGGACCUGCAACAUGAUGUCACUGAUGGAGUACUGUUGGCUGAGAUCAUACAGGUGGUCGCCAAUGAGAAGAUAGCUGCCAUUAAUGGAUUCCCCAAGAGCCAAACUCAGAUGAUCGAGAAUGUGGACACGUGUCUGUGUUUCCUGGCCAGUAGAGGGGUUAACAUCCAGGGUCUGAGUGCUGAAGAGAUCUGCUGUGGGAACCUGACGAGCAUUCUUGGAUUGUUCUUCAGUCUGUCGAGGUACAAGCAACAGCAGCAGAAGGUUCUGAAGCAGAACUCUCACCCAGCCACAGCCCGGGAUCACCUCAGCCCCAGUCCCAGCCCUGUGCGCCGCACCACCACCCCUACCCAGACUGGGCCCCAUGGGACAGCAGCCUGCACCCAGAUCCGGACCCAAGCUCAGGUCCAGGGCCAUCUGAACAGCUGCACUGUCCCAGCUCAGGGUGUAGCAGCAGACAUGCUGUCCAGUCCUUCAUCCAAGACGUCAUCCCAGAGUAAAGGGUUAAAGCUUUCUGUGGUUCAGAGAAAGACGUCUAGACUGCCAGCCCCCACCAUGCGUGUGUGUGCCCCGGGCAGUGAGGGUCAACCCAGGGGUUCCCCUUCUUCCUCAGCCUCCAGUAACCGUCGCAGUCAAAGCUUCCACAUCUACGACAAGCCCCGACCCGGCACACACACAGCCAGCAGCAGCUGUGACAGAGAGAGAAGCACCACCGCCUCUCCUAUCAUGACAGAGCUGGCUCCAUCUCCAGCUCCCUCUUCCUCCUCCUCCUCUUCCUCCCAGGCCAAUGCAAGCAUCAGCAGCAAGGCCUGGAGAAGCAAGUCCCUCAGCGCCAAGCACAGCUCCACCUCCGUCCUGCUCUCCGUCAAACAGGACCUUCCGCCCUGCCAAGCCCCGCCCCCACAGGCCUCGCCCCAUCAGGCCCCCCUGGAGGUGCCCUCCAAGGUCAUUGCUCAGAAGUCCAUGCUGGAGAAACUGAAGCUGUUUAACAGUAAGUCAGGCUCUAAGGGAGGAGGCAGCAGUGUGGGUGCCAGGCCAGAAACCCCACCAGGCCUGGACCCAGAGAGGGGGCAGAGGGGCCAAAGCUGCCCCGGCCUAGAGCUACACUUGGAGGUGGAGGGCAACUCAAGGCCCCCCAGCGCCAUAGCGAGGUCCACCACCCCCACCUCUACCUCCUCCACCGCCUCCAGCCCCAAGCUGGCCCUGAAAGGCAUUGCUCAGAGGACCUUCAGCCGAGCCCUCACCCCCAGAAGGAGCUCCCUGAAGCCUGGGGAGAAGGACAAGGCCAGGCCCAAGGAGAGGGACAAGGCAGGGGGGAGCUCCAGGGCCGGAGGGGGCAGCUCCAGGGCCGGGGCUGGGCCUGAGGAAGAGGGACCUGGGGAGGGGGCCAGGCUGGAGGGGGUGGGCUCUGAGGCAGAGAAGAAGAACACCAAGAUCUCCAGUCUCAUCCCUAAGGGUGGUAAGAUCGGCAGCACUACGAAAGAGAGCUCCAGUCCCAGCUCAGCCCUGGCCGGGACUGGCAUCCCCAAACCUGGAGGCAAGGCAGGGAAGGCCUCUGGCUGCGGCGCUCCCUCUGGUGGCAGAGACGGGGAACUGCGGGGGAGAGUGAGAGCCAGCAGCGGGCUGUCUGUCCACAGGGCUCAUGUAGAGAGCAGGAGCUCCAGCCCUUGUUCUAGCCUGGGCUCCUCAGAAAGCCGGUGUCCCCACCACCUCAGUGGGGCUGCAGUGCCCCUGGUGGCCAGUGAGGGUGCUACGCUGAUGACCUCCAGCAUCCAGCUGCCUCGUCCUCAGCAGCUCCACAGUCACCCCAACACCGCCACGGUGGCUCCCUUCAUGUACAGGUCUCAGCCAGACGUUACCGAGGCGAUACUCUUGGAGGCAGGAUCACAGGAGGGGAAUGGAAGGCCUGUAGCUUUCAGCCAAUCAGCACACAACUCUCUAGAGGACCUCACAGGUGAGGAUCCGGAGGCCCGUCGCUUGCGGACUGUGAAGAACAUCGCUGACCUGAGACAGAACUUGGAGGAGACCAUGUCCUGUCUGAGAGGAACGCAGAUCAGCCACAGCACUCUGGAGACCACUUUUGACGACAGCGUAACCACGGAGAUCAGCAGAGGGGGAAAGGCUAUCCUCAACAUGCCCCCUCGCCCAGCCUCCACGUUACCGUGGCGACUUGGUGGGUCCAGCCCCCGUCUCCAGGCGGGCGACGCCCCUUCAACAGGAGGCGGCUACGGGGUGGCGGCGAGGGGUGGAGUUAGUCGCGCUCUGACCCCUAAGGGGGGGUACCUGCGGAGACACUGGCCAGCGGGGCGGGACAUAGAUGACCUCACCCCCGGCCAUGCCCUCCUCUUGGCAGAUAAGAUGGAGGAGCUGGAAGGUAUCACCGUGCAGACAACGGGGUACGUUAGCGACGGGGAACUGCUGGGGAAGAACGCCAGGAUGGAUCACAUGACUAGCGGCUACAUGACGGCCGGCGGGGGGGGUAUAUACACACAGCGUCCGGCCAACAAAGAGGUGCUCCAGCACACCACUACGAGCCACGCAGACACAGACAGCGUCAUGGGGGAGGAUACAGACUGCAGACAGAUAGAGCCUGACAGGGUGUGGCCUCCCACAGAAAGCACCAUGCUGGACUGUGUGUGCUGCAGAGAGAUCAAAAGGAGGCUCCAGGCGCUGAGGUGCUCUGCCUCUCAGGACAUCAGCUUUGCCCUGCAGCUCUAUGCUGUCCGACCUACAGGCUAUGCUCCCAUCUCCCAGUCACAGGAGACACUACAGUCACACAGCCAGCCAGUCUUUCACAUGCUAACGUUGUCUGAAGACCCCGUCCUGUCAGCUCUGUCUGACUGUGCUGAGGGUGAGAAGCUACAGUCAGAUAUGUUCUGUGUUGUGGAGAGAAACGUGAAGGCCUCUACAAAACAGCUCUCGACCCGUGGACCUCGUGCUCAGAAGAAGAGCAACCUCCUCUUCAGGCCUCCCAGCAUGCUUGUGAGAAGCAGCUUUGUCUUCCAGCUCCUCAGGCUGGUCUGA